Messenger RNA from Rhinichthys klamathensis goyatoka, 1964 nucleotides. RefSeq names its product ADP-dependent glucokinase (gene adpgk). Bases 172 to 1671 code for a protein of 499 amino acids. Gene Ontology annotation, biological process: glucose metabolic process. Gene Ontology annotation, molecular function: ADP-specific glucokinase activity. Lineage: Eukaryota; Metazoa; Chordata; Actinopteri; Cypriniformes; Leuciscidae. The record is from RefSeq and is a predicted model, not a curated record. Gene Ontology annotation, cellular component: endoplasmic reticulum. The transcript is spliced from 8 exons.
AGAUUUGAUCAGUAAACUUGCUAUCUGUUGCCCUCGGGAGAGAGUGGAGCGGCUAAUCGCUAACAAACAGACUUUCGACCAAGAAGGGUGACACAACUCAACUUCACCACACACACACACACACACACACACACACUGUUUCGUCUCGUCUCGUCUAUCAUCCGUCAGGUCAUGUGGAGGAAGGCCGUGCUGGUGGCCCUGUUGGCGUUGGGGAUGGGUUAUCUGUACCACACUGACCCGGAGCUACCGGCCCGUGUGCUGAACUGCAUCAGCCAAUCGCUGCCUCAGAUGGAGUUGAGUGACAGCUCAGAGCCCCGCCCCCCCGCGCUGGAGGAGGCCAUCGCUCACGCCUGGCAGACCCUGAUCACGACUCCGGCCAAACGCUGGGGGAGAGUGGCUGUGGGGGUGAACGCCUGUGUGGAUGUGGUGGUGUCCGGAGUGGGGCUGUUACAGGCCCUGGCUCUCGAUCCGGGUCCCGGCAGAGACCACGAGGUGCUACACAGCAAAGAGGACCUGAAAGAGGCCUUCAUCCACUACAUGGGGAAGGGCGCCGCUGCAGAGCGCUUCUUCUCAGAUAAGGAGGUUUUUCAAAGGAUCGCACGGGCGGCUGCCGAAUAUCCCGGCGCUCAGCUUUAUGUGGGCGGCAACGCUGCUUUGAUUGGCCAGAAACUAGCGUCUAACCCACAACUCGUGGUCCUCUUGUGUGGUCCGGUGGGGCCGAAGCUUCAUGAAAUGCUGGAUGAACAGAUCGUGGUCCCGCCAGAGUCGCUGCAGGAGACCGAUGAGUUCCACCUGAUCCUGGAGUACAAGUCAGGUGAACAGUGGGGCCCCUCGAAAGCUCCUCAGGCUAACCGCUUCAUCCUGUCCCAUGAUGUGUCCAAUGGGGAAAUGAGCACGCUGGAGACGUUCGUGGCCAGCUUGGAGGAGUUCCAGCCGGAUCUGGUGGUUCUGUCCGGACUGCAUAUGAUGGAAGGAAUGGGCCGAGAUCUCUGGGAGGAACGACUGAAAGAGGCGGUGGUUGCGAUCUCAGACGUGAGGAACGAGGUGCCCAUCCACCUUGAGCUGGCCAGCAUGACAGACAGAGACUACAUGAACCGGAUCCUGCAGGAGCAGGUCAUUCCCAUCGUGAACUCCAUCGGCCUGAACGAACAGGAGCUGCUGUUUUUGACUCAGUCUGGAGGAGGACCUCACGCUGACCUCGCUUCAUGGGACGGCAUACCCGACGUGGGCCGCGUCAGCGACAUCUUGCUCUGGAUCUUCGAGCAACACGGCCGGGCGGACCCAGAAUCUGAGGCCGAUCUGACCCGGAUCCACUUCCACACGCUGGCGUACCACAUUCUGGCCACGGUGGAGGGCCACUGGGGGAACCAGGAGGCAGCGGUGGCUUCGGGCGCUCGUGUGGCGAGCAGUCAAGCCUGCGGUCUGCAAACCGUGGAUGUUAAUAAAGUGAUCCUCAAGGCGCCUUUGAGCUUCAACAGCUCCUUCUCAGAACCGAGAGAGAGCCUAACGGUGGACCCGACGAGACCGGUGACCGUGUGGCGCAGAGGGAACGUGUCUUUCCAUCUCACGCCGGUGCUCGUGUGCAAGCAGCCGCUGAGGACUGUGGGAUUGGGGGACGCCAUCUCCGCAGAGGGACUUCUGUUUUCAGAGUUCACACACCCAUCUUUUUGAAGAAACAUCCUCGUCGUGAGAUCCUCUUCUCAAAAGACUCGCAAAAGAGGAUGUUUGUGUGUUGAAAUGCAGUUUGAGUGCACUGUCCUCUUUCCAGAGAUUUGUUGUUGCUACCUUUGUCUGAAAUCAUAUUGUGAAAGACAGCACUGAACGUAAUAACAACGCCAUCAACUCAAAAUAAAGUUGGAAUCAUUCACUCACCCUCAUCCAAACCGAAAUUAUUUUCAUUUGCGUAAGUGAAAGUCACAUGGGUUUUGAGCAACAUGAGGGUGAGUAAAUGAUGAAAGAACUUA